Messenger RNA from Moneuplotes crassus, 1604 nucleotides. The record is from the annotation of a GenBank genome assembly. NCBI's taxonomy places the organism in Eukaryota, Ciliophora, Spirotrichea, Euplotida, Euplotidae.
UCACAGAUCUUCACUAUGAGAUCAGAAAUGUGGGGAAGACUGUUAAAAAGUCCAAACAACUCCACGUCUGGUCGUUUGAGAUCGAUUCCAAAAGACACACUGUUGAGCUCUAUUCCUCGCAUUACUCGGGGAAAGUCAAAUUAGUCUCCGACGGAAAAAUCGUUAUUGAAUCCAAGGCCUAUAAAGGCAAGUUCUUCUAUGAAUUUGUGAUCGACCAGCUCUACUCAACAGUCAAGCAAUACGGCAAAGAAUAUGAACUUUCUAUUGAUGGAGACAGGUUCUCAGAUUUACAAGAAAUGGAGACAACAAGAAAGACUGAUAAGAUUGCUUCUAGUCAAGGAGAAAGCGCUUUUAAAGAAAAGAAUUAUGGAGAUAUUAUAAAAAAGUCUCAUGUUACAGGUGGUUUCGGCGACUCUGGCUCUAGAUUUGACAAGAAGAGCUACAAGAAAAAUGAUAGAGUUGGAGCAGGGUACUCUAAAGGGUCCUCCCUUGGUACUACUAAGAAAGCAUAUAAUCCUUACCACGCGGAUGGGAAUAUUUUAGACAAAUAUAGAAAUCCUUCCAAAAGAAGUCCUGAGCAGAAACCUAAAGCAAAAAGGCCAACGAAAAAGAAGGAAAUUUUGGAUGACUCCUGGGAAAAAGCUAUGAACGAUGAUGCUAAAUACAAUGAUGAUGAUUUUAGCACAUAUAAGAACCCAGCUCCGAUUGUUAACACUAAGCCAGCAGAGAACUUAAUCGAAGACAAUUUUAAUUUUAACGACAUGAAGCAAAGUCUGCCAAAAGAGGAAGUGCAUAAAUUUGAUGAAGAAUCCUCAGGUGAUGAGGCUGAGAAGAACUAUGACUAUAACUUUGUAGAGGAUCCCAAUGCUUAUGCUACUGCGAAUAUAAACCAGAAUCAUUUAUCCAAGCAAAUAAAUCAAACUGCAGUAAACAAUCAAGAAGAAGAAGAUUUCUUUGGAAGUGGUGGAGUUAGUAAUCAACCCAAUCUUGGGAUGCAAAAGAUAAACUCAGCACAGCUAGAUGAUAUAUUUGGGGAAAGUUCAGCCAACCAGCAGCAUACUUCAGAGGUGCCACCACAGAACGAUUCUGAUGUAAAUGAUUUCUUUGGACAAGAUAACACCACAUCUCAACCUGCUCAAGAUGAUAUAUUUGGAGGAGGGAAACAAUCUCAAAAUCAGUACUAUACUGAGCAUGUUGGUGGUGAAACUGAUAUGUCCUAUGGUGCAUCAAAGCAAAACAAAACUGAAAAUAUUUUUGCAUCAGACCCUUCAUCUAUUUUUAACACUGGAGCUCCAGCAAUGGGUCAAGGAUAUAAUACCAUGGGAGGUGGAUAUAACCAGAAUCAAUAUUAUCACAAUUAUCAAGGAAAUGGAAUGCAAACCCAAAGCAAUUAUAACGGAGGAGAAUAUGGUGAUCAAACAGCUUAUCAAGGUUAUAAUAACCAUAAUACUUAUGGUUACAAUAAUCAAAACACCUAUGGAAAUCAAUAUCAGACAGGAUAUGAUAACAUGGGAGGUUCAAAGCCUCAGUCACAAACACCACAAUACCAAACUCAGUCACAGUCAAAUGGGCAAGGUUUGGAUGACCUUUUCUCAUAACUCAAU